Molecule: messenger RNA, 528 nt
Organism: Octopus sinensis (East Asian common octopus)
Lineage: Eukaryota; Metazoa; Mollusca; Cephalopoda; Octopoda; Octopodidae
Product: general transcription factor II-I repeat domain-containing protein 2B-like
Exons: 1
Coding region: 1-528 (175 amino acids)
Source: RefSeq, a predicted model, not a curated record
AUGUGUUUAGUUAGUAAAAGUGUCCAAACCUGCGAUCUGCCUCAAAUGAAUUUUUCUCAGUAUGAAAGACAAUUAGAAUCGUUGUUAAAGGAAUUUCAAGAAAGAUUUAAUGAUUUUUCGUCUUUUGAACAACAAUUUUCAUUAUUCGCAUCACCAUUCUCUUUUAAUGUUUCCAAUGCAGAUGAAAGUUUACAAAUGGAACUAUUGGAAAUCCAAUCAGAUUCUAUACUUAAAGUUAAAUAUUUGGAGGUUGGAAUACCUGCUUUCUUUUCAUAUCUUCCUGGAAAGUUUAAAAACUUUAAAAAGUUUGCAACAAAAAUCAUUGCCAUGUUUGGUUCGACAUAUGUAUGUGAACAGCUUUUUUCAUUUAUGAAAAUGACAAAAACUGCUCAAAGAACAAGACUAACUGAUGAAUAUUUAUCCUCAUUAAUAAAAGUCGGAACUACACGAAUAGCUCAGCCUGACAUAUCAAAAAUUGUAUCUAAAAAAAGAUAUCAAUCCUCUGGAAGCAGCUUUUACAAAAAUUAA